Messenger RNA from Cyphomyrmex costatus, 3395 nucleotides. RefSeq lists its product as uncharacterized. Lineage: Eukaryota; Metazoa; Arthropoda; Insecta; Hymenoptera; Formicidae. Gene Ontology annotation, molecular function: DNA-directed DNA polymerase activity; nucleotide binding; DNA binding. The record is from RefSeq and is a predicted model, not a curated record. Gene Ontology annotation, biological process: DNA replication. The annotation marks the transcript as partial. The transcript has 3 exons.
AUGGAGCUAGAUUUAAUAGAGCAAGCAGCACAGCUGAAUACCAGAGAAGAGUACGUCGCGUGGGAACAGCGAUGCGACGAAUUUAUAGAAUCUCUGGAAGAACAGAGUCGGAUCAAACGCCCGCGAUUAUCGAUCGGUAAUAGACAAGCAGUGAUCGCAAGUAUCGCGCGGCUCGAGAGUUUGAAGGAUUCAGUGCGCGGACGAUUCGUAUACGUGGGCGCCGGAUAUGGACUCCGAUGGCGCGAGAUAGAAACAGCGUUCGAAAGCCGUAUUCUAACGGGCGCGGUGAUAAACUCUAAUCACAUCGACCCCCGCCGAUUUCUCGAAGACGCGAGUGAAAUUGUGCUCGAGCGUGUACAGUGUGUUUUACAGAGAUAUGACUCUAUAAAGAUAAAUACAGUAUUUAAUGGUGAAUUCGUAGCUGGCGAUAAACGCGCGAACAAGAGCAUCGCAACCAGAAACUAUGAAAUACAUCGAUACACCGAUCAGCGCGAGUGGUAUGUGUCACGCGUCGUCGAGCCAAUCCUGGCAUCGCUCGAAGAGUUUCAAGAACGUGAUAGUGGAUGGGCACUGUCGCGUAUAUUAAACUUGACUGUUAACGCGAAUAAACUAAAUCCUCUGCGCGCGGGAUGUCAUAUCAAACUCCCGGAGGAAAUUAUGCUGAAGAGAGCGGUGAUCAACGUGCAAUCCAAAGACAAUGCUUGUUUUGCAUGGUCAGUGGUUGCCGCUCUGCAUCCAGCCCAAGAAAAUGGUCACAGAGAAUCUUCAUAUCCGCACUACUCAUUGGUACUAAAUCUCACGGGUAUUGAAUUCCCGAUGACGUUAAGUCAAAGUAAAAAAUUUGAAAAUCUCAACGACAUUUCCAUCAACGUUUACGCCAUCGAGCAGGGGAUCAUACCGAUACGACUCGCUGACCAAAAGAGGAGCAAGCACGUAAACCUCUUGUACGUGGAGGAUGACAUCGCGGGUCACUUUGUGCUGAUUAAAGACCUGUCACGCCUCGUCAGUUCACAAAUCAGUAAAAAGGAGCAUAAGAAAUACUUCUGCGAUAGAUGCUUACACUAUUUUAGCUCGAUCUCUAAAUUGGAGAUUCACAGCGUCGACUGCGGAAAACUCAACGAUUGUGCGAUAAGGCUGCCGAGCGAGGACGACAAGUGGCUCAAGUUCAAGAACCAUUGCAGGAAGGAGCGCGUCCCUUUCGUGGUCUACGCCGAUUUGGAGUGCGCACUGGAGAAGAUGGAUGAAGAUCCAACAUCAUCCAUGUAUCAACAUCAUCAGGUUUUUAGUAUAGCGUAUUACAUUCAUUGCUCACACGACGAUUCACUAUCAAGCUAUCGUUUUCGCCGCGAUAAUAAUUGCAUAUCGUGGUUCGCGGAUGAAUUGAAAAAUUUAGCACAUAGUGUGCAAUCUAUAAUUUCGACAAAUGUUCCCAUGGAUUUCACGCGAGACGACUGGGAAAAAUUUAACAACGCCACGCACUGUCACGUGUGCAAGAAACCGUUCAUGAAAGAUGAUAAGCGGGCACGCGAUCACUGCCAUCUCACCGGGCGAUACAGAGGUCCCGCGCACUCAAAUUGUAAUUUAAAUUAUAAGGAUUCGCGUUGCAUACCCGUAGUCUUUCACAAUUUAACAGGUUACGACGCUCAUUUCAUUAUCAAAGAAAUUGCCGCCGCAUACGAAGGACAGGUAGAUUUAUUACCGAUAACUAAAGAAAAAUAUAUAUCUUUUACUAAACACGUUGAUGAUACUAUAGAUGAUAAAAAAAAUUGUAUACAACUACGUUUCAUAGAUUCAUAUAGAUUUCUCGCUUCUAGUUUAGACAAAUUAGCAUCUUUUCUCAAUAAAGACAAGCUGCGGGUAUUGCGACGCGAAUUUUCACAUUUAUCGGAAGAAAAUUUCAAUCUUUUAACUCGAAAAGGUGUCUUUCCGUACGAGUACAUUGAUUGCAGUGAAAAAUUGAAUGAAUCGUGCUUGCCGCCUCGCGAUUCGUUUUACAGUUCAUUGACAGACGACACGGUAUCCGAGAGCGAUUACGCGCACGCUGUCAACGUGUGGCAGCGGUUCUCCAUCCAAACGCUCGGUGAAUAUAGCGACCUGUAUCUAAAAACAGAUGUAUUGUUGUUGGCCGACGUAUUUGAAAAUUUCCGCGACAGUUGCGUCGCGAGUUACGGGCUCGACCCCGCAUAUUAUUACACCUUGCCUGGCUUCACAUGGGAUGCCAUGUUGAAGCAUACGGGUGUAAAAUUUGAACUGCUCACAGACAUUGACAUGGUCAUGUUUGUCGAGCGCGGUAUACGCGGUGGUCUGAGCCAGUGCUCAAACAGGUACGCGCGAGCCAACAACAAAUACAUAUCGUCGUACGACUCAUCGAAACCAUCAUCGUACCUAAUGUACUAUGACGUCAACAAUCUCUACGGCUGGGCAAUGUGUCAACCAUUGCCAUACGCUGAUUUUCGAUGGGUCGACGACGUGCAAAAUUUCGACUUUUCGACCAUCCCGCUAGAUUCACCUACAGGCUAUAUUCUCGAGGUUGACAUUGAGUACCCACAACAUCUCCACGACGCGCACACUGACCUACCGUUCUGUCCAACGCGAGAGAAACCACCCGGCAAGCGCGAUGACAAGCUCCUCGCGACGUUAUGCGAUAAGCAGCGUUACAAAAAUUUAUACAAACUUAUGAAUAACGCGGUAUUUGGUAAAACCAUGGAGAAUGUGCGCGAUCGCGUUGAUGUAAAAUUAGUAACAAAAUGGGAAGGCAGAUACGGUGCCGAAGCAAUGAUCGCGAAACCCAACUUUCACAGUCGUAGCGUUUUCUCGGAGAAUCUGGUCGCGAUAGAGCUGCGUAAACUCGAGGUGAAGUUCGACAAACCGAUAUACGUGGGUAUGUGCAUCCUCGAUAUAUUGAAAACGUGUUUGUACGAAUUUCACCACGAAUAUAUGACACCGUUUCAUGAAAAAUGUAAAAUUAUGUAUACCGAUACUGAUAGUCUCAUAUAUCAUGUGGAAUGUGAUGAUGUAUAUGAAAUUAUAAAACGCGACAUAAAUAGAUUUGACACUAGCGAUUACUCUAUUGACAACCCGUACAGUAUUCCGCUCGCGAAUAAAAAAGUUCCAGAUCUUAUGAAAGACGAGAACAACGGUGCCAUCAUGACUGAAUUCGUCGGGCUUAGAGCGAAAAUGUACGCUUUACGUGUGCAAGGAAAGAAGGAUACGAAAAAGGCAAAGGGUGUCAAAAGUAACGUUGUGGCAAGAUCCAUAACGUUUGAUGAUUACACGCGAUGCUUAAACGACGCUAUUGAAAUGACGCGCAGACAAUCGUGCAUCAGAUCGAAAUUGCACGAGGUGUAUACAAUAUCGGAAACAAAAAUCGCUCUAAGUCCACACGAUGAUAAGCG